UUUCCCACACCCAUUCUAAGUUUCCCAUUACCCAGCCACCAAGCCACAUUUUCACAUUCACAAAAUGGAAACCGAGCACAAAAAAAUUUGAGCUCCAAUUGACAAAAUCACGAUUCAUCGAACAACGGCGACGACAACUUAACUUUACACACAUUCGCAGCUCCAAGCCAAAAGACUCCUCCUGCAAUCCGCCAAAACCAAAAGAAAAUACGGUGAAAAAAAGGAAUGUUCUGGGAAUGGACGGAGGGGUGGAAAAAUGUUUGGCAAUUGGAUGUUGGCGGCAACUUUUAGGCCUUUGGGGCGUCUGCGUUGGCUGAUGGAAGGAAGCUGGCCGGGCUACCAAGGAGUUGCAUUGUCAGCUAAGCGAUCUGCAAUAGGACUACACUUAGAACUUCUUUAA
Messenger RNA from Drosophila eugracilis, 400 nucleotides. RefSeq lists its product as uncharacterized. The coding region runs from base 257 to 400 and encodes 47 amino acids. The record is from RefSeq and is a predicted model, not a curated record. NCBI's taxonomy places the organism in Eukaryota, Metazoa, Arthropoda, Insecta, Diptera, Drosophilidae. The transcript has a single exon.